AUGUCACUGGGUGGUACAACUACCGCUGAUUCACUCGGAUCCCACCUCGACACCGUGCAUGCCACCGUUGCACCGACCUCGGAACAUCAAGGAAAUGCACCAUCUCCCAGAAAACGUCAGAGGCGUUUCAAGGAUCAGGGCAAGUCAUCAAGCACCCCUACCGUUAGAAGAGGUCGCCGUGGUAAACUAGAGCUGAUGCCCACCAUGAAUUUGGACGUCCUAUAUCAUAUUCUGAGCUUUCUUCUUCCAAUGGACCUUCUCAAUCUCGCUCGGACAACAAAGGAUUUCAGGUUGUUGCUUAUGCACAAGUCUUCUUCUUUCAUCUGGAAAACGUCUCGUCUGCAAUUGGAGAGCUUACCAGACUGUCCUCCGGACUUGAGUGAACCUCAAUUUGCUAACCUAGCAUUCUAUCCUCAUUGUCAUAGUAGUGCAUACAGUCAUGUGGCGCUUUCGUGCGAGGUACUGCGCAGCAUGCAAGAAAACACGAUUGGCAAGUGUAUGCGAUCUUCCGCACGCUUUGAUAAGAGUGAUUGGCCUGCAUUUGCCUUUACCAAAUUACCUACCUUCUCAGGUACAACUUACCAUCAACCUGAGGUGGAAGGGCUAAGGAGUAGCAUCGAGAGCUUGCCUCCGAGUGAAAUCACCGCAUACGUCGAGCAGCGAUGGCAGGUCGCAUCUACUGUAGAACAGCAUGCAAGGGAAUGCGAGGACUGGUUCCAGUCAGUAUCCAUCAGUCGGAAAAAUGACCUUAGGAAUGCUAGGGAAGAGCGUAUGAAUGGCAUUCAAACGUGGCUAGUAGAACGAGGAUGGGAACCCGAACUAAACUAUUUUGGCUGGGACAUGAUUGCGCACCUUUCUGCUAUCAGAGAACCAAAGCCAUUAACUGCAAGAGUUCUUGCCAACAUCUCCGCGCCUCUUACUACUUGGAUGACGGAUUGGAGAGAUCUUCGCAUUGAACGGACGGUCUACUCUACCCGACGUCGUAUUCUGAUGGACGAAUACAGGCGUUUUCAUAUGCAGCCAUUUACUUUAGAUGAAUUCUGCGACAUCAUGCCUCAUGUGGCUGAUGUCUCUAACUUCCAGCCUUUCGACGAUGUAAUCCGUUUGCCUGCCGACGUUACGGUUACCGCUGAAAGUUUCAAUGCAGCGUUUGCCCAGCUGCCGAUCUUGGUGUCCGCUUGGCGACGGAGAAUCGAAGCGGAGCUCGUGGAGCACUGUUUACCCCCACGCCCUUCUGCAAUAGGAAACAUAACAGCGGACCAUUUGACACCAGCAUCACGACUCAGACUCGCCAGCACCGUCUUCGUUCGCACAGAUGAAUAUUCCAGACACUGUGCCACGAUGGUAUAUCCCGACGUGCUAGCAGACAAGUGUUUCAACCGAUUACCUGAGACUCCUGACCUCCCCGAUGCCGUGUACGAAAUGCACGAGACCCUCAAUGGCACUCCCUGGUCAGUGAAGAUGGAUGACGGUGUUCCCUCGAUCAAGCUAUUCGAACCGGCCGCAGAUAUAAUUCGCGCGUGUGGGAUGAAUCCAGACACUGCGACAGUCAGUGACAUGAACUUACUAGAUGCAAGGGUAAAAUGUGUACCUUGCUCUAUGAAGGGAGGGUACUCCGCCAUGACAUGGCACGCAGCCAUUGACCACGCCGCCAAUUGCCACCACUCAGAUACCAAAGGAGCGAAACCAUUACAGUUUGCUCGGAUUGACAGUGCACCCUGCAGUACAAUGAUACUGAAGGAAGAAGAAUCUUUGCCAGCGGAGCAUUGCGGACGCCUCUUCUAUCUCGGUCGUUUUGACGGAGUAUUCUUGUGA
Molecule: messenger RNA, 1815 nt
Organism: Serpula lacrymans var. lacrymans S7.9
Lineage: Eukaryota; Fungi; Basidiomycota; Agaricomycetes; Boletales; Serpulaceae
Exons: 10
Coding region: 1-1815 (604 amino acids)
Molecular function (GO): protein binding
Source: RefSeq, a predicted model, not a curated record